CCACGAAGUUGUUCCCAAACCUCUGUCCCUUGGGAAUAUUGUAGAAGGUGUAAUUACACUAACCUCCAGUUGGUGUCGCUAUAACACCAGAACGCUUUUCACUGACGGCCUUAAAGCAGCACGAAGAAGAGUUAGAAGCCCAAAGAUCAACUGUAGUGUGAAGGAGAAAAAUGUUCAUAUUUAUUCAGUAUUUUGCUCCUAAGGACUUAUGACAAGUUUGCUCAUGAGGAAUUUGUCACCGUUUUCCAUUACUGUGUGUAAGUAGACACAGUAGAGAGUUAAACUGCUGCAGACACUAAUACGCAGACUCGAUCUGCUUCUGUUCAUUAUAAUGUUUAGUGGAUUAACCUGAUCAAAGCAGCCCUUCAGUCAACCAUGCCUUCAAAGACCCGGGCUACUACACUGGCAACGAGGAUCAGGACCACAAAAGACAGACUGCUACACACGGGGGAUGGAGUAUGACGGUGAAACCAACAGACUGGUAUCGAGUCUGCUUCAAAUCGGAGCCAGCGUACUACUCCACUUCCUACAUGUCCAGGUCCAGUCGGCGGUACAAGCCUCUGCAGCAGAGCGGCAGCAGCGGCUCUCUCCCCGGCUGUGACCGCGUCCGGCUGCCCCGAGCCCGGGUACUGCUGCUCUGUCUCCUCGGGUUUCUGGUGCUGGCUGGGGUGCUGGGAGUCUACCUGUCCAACGAGACCAGCACCACUGGACAGGUGAACCGCAUUGCAGCAGCAGAUCUGAGCAGAGACAGGUCAACCCACAAACCCAGCAAGUGCUCCCCUGCCCAAAUCCGCCGCCUGGCCUCUCAGGUGGACGGUACCCGCCUAUGGGAGAAUCACUUGAGACCAAUCCUAAUUGAGAGGCUCCCAGGGACACAAGGCAGCCUGGCGGUACAGCAGCACAUCACCUCCACUCUGUCCUCGCUGUCUGCCGGCUGGGCCAUUGACUUUGACUCAUUCCAGUCUUCAACUCCACAUGGUCAGGUUGCAUUUACGAACAUUGUCACCACUCUGGAACCAUCGGCCCCUCGGAGGUUGAUUCUAGCCUGCCACUAUGACUCUAAGUCACUGCCUCCAGAUCCCCGGGCCCCUGAGAGGGUGUUUCUAGGGGCCAGUGACUCUGCAGUGCCCUGUGCCAUGAUCCUGGAACUUGUCACUUCUCUGGAUGCCCAGCUGAGAUCAUUCAAACAGCAGAAACUUCCCGUGACUCUUCAGCUGGUGUUUUUUGAUGGGGAGGAAUCAUUUGAAGAAUGGACUGCCACAGACUCUCUGUAUGGCUCCCGUCAUCUGGCGGAGCGCAUGGCCAACACGCCGCAUCCUGCUGGAAACACACACGCUACCAUGCUGCAGGCUGUGGAUCUUUUUGUGCUGCUGGACCUGCUCGGUGGUCCCGAUCCACUGAUUGCAAAUCACUUUGAUAACACGGCACGCUGGUUUGACCGGCUGAUUGCAGCAGAGAAGAGACUCCACCGCCAGGGGCUUCUGACGUCUCACCCCUCAGAGCAGACUUAUUUUAGGAAGGAUGUGUACCUCGGACCUGUACAGGACGACCACAUCCCCUUCCUUCACAAAGGCGUUCCUGUGCUCCAUGUCAUCGCCACCCCCUUCCCACAGUUCUGGCACACGCUGGACGACACAGAGGAAAACAUGCACCGACCCACUGUAGUGAACCUGACCAAGAUCCUGGCUGUGUUUCUGGCAGAAUACCUGGGCUUCUGAACUCAAAACCCAGACGUGUGUUUGUGGUGAAGGUCCACAUGAAGACCUCUUCUCACUUUUUACCCCAUACUGGAGUACUAGUACUGUUAGUCACAGUGAUGACACGUUAUUUAAAAAAGAACAGCACGAUUUGGAUAUAACUGCAGACAGCAUCAACCUGGUGAAAUGAAGUAAACUGCACUUUUCAGUACUCACAAACAAAAACAUUACCAAAGACUUGGGCCUUGCUCGACCUGCCUGUUACAUGUCUGGACUACAGGGGUAAUCGUUCAUGGAGGAACAUUCAGUUAAGUUGAUUCUGUGAAUUUCCUUUUAAUUCUUGCACUUUCCUGUGAAAAAAAUCCUAGCAUUUAUGUCCCCCAUGAAUAUGAUGAAGAUGCACUAAUGAUUCAGACUUUGAGCUGCUGUGAACACCGCUCACACAGUGAAAAUGGUGAAAGACGUUAGAACACAUCUGUGAACAGUCUCAUUGACUUUACCUUCAGUUGAUGAUCCUUUGGCCUUAUGACCUGCUGUUUUUUAAAUGCGAGCUAUAUUGUAUGGCUAUCCGGCACAUUAUGUGUCAGUGCAAUGGUGAUAUUUAUGUGAAAAUCCAACAAAUGUUAAUUCGAACAUUCAAAAUGUGUAUGGAAACAUGUAAGAGAAAGAUACAGUUGUUUUGUUCAGGGUAUCUUUAAAAUACAAUUUCAAGAAUUCAAAAGCAUUGAAAACUUUUAUUGCUACAAAAUUUGUUGUAACUUCUCAAUAAGGUUCACAUGGGAACACAAUUCCACAUGGUCCCAUGGCAUCUUUCUUAAAAAAAGUUGGAAAACAAUGUCUGCUAAUUCAUGUUUGGGUAAUAAAGUUUACUUUGCAAAGAG
This is a messenger RNA of Notolabrus celidotus (New Zealand spotty), 2578 nucleotides long. It is a transcript of the gene qpctla, whose product is annotated as glutaminyl-peptide cyclotransferase-like a. The transcript has 8 exons. Bases 459 to 1718 code for a protein of 419 amino acids. Gene Ontology annotation, molecular function: glutaminyl-peptide cyclotransferase activity; zinc ion binding. The record is from RefSeq and is a predicted model, not a curated record. Lineage: Eukaryota; Metazoa; Chordata; Actinopteri; Labriformes; Labridae.